CCCCCGCCUCCCCACCCCAGGCCUUGCCCCCUCCAUCCUCUGCACAGGAAGUGGGCCGGCCCUGGGGUUUAGCCUGUGCCGGCCCCAUCAGCCGUCUGCUACCUGGGCCCGCCAGAGCCGGGGCAGGGCCCUGGGGAGAUGGCUGCGGUCCCAGCAGCGGAGAGAACCGGAGAGAGCACGCCACGGCCCCAUGUCUCAGCCAGGGCUUCCUUCCCCAGCUCCCACCCCUGGAUGUGAUGGCGGCUCCUGCUCUGUCCUGGUGUCUGUCCCUCGUCAUCCUCCUCCUGCCCCUGGCCAUCCCUCGGGUGUCCACAGCGGUGAACGACGCCUCCAAGCUCUCGUGCUUCUACAACUCGAAAGCCAACAUCUCCUGCGUCUGGAGCCGGGAUGAUGGCCUGCAGGCCACGUCCUGCAGCAUCCACGCCAAGUCGGAUAAACGGACAUGGAGCAAAUCCUGUGAGCUGCUCCCAGUGAGGCCGGCAACCUGGGCUUGUAACCUGAUCCUCGGACCCCCAGAUUCUCAGAAGCUGACCUCGGCUGACACCGUCAACAUGAGCGUGCUGUGCCUCGAGGGGGAGAAGUGGAGGAUGGCGCUGACCCAGGACUUCAAGCCCUUCGAGAACCUUCGCCUGAUGGCCCCCGACUCCUUCCACAUCAUCCACCUAGGGACCCACAGAUGCAACGUGACCUGGAGCGUGUCCCAGUCUUCCCACUACAUUGAAAAAUACCUGCAGUUUGAGGCCCGGACAAGGUCCCCGGGCCACAGCUGGGAGGAGGCCACCCUACUGACCCUCAAGCAGAACCAGCAGUGGAUCUGCCUGGAGACGCUCGCUCCAGACACCUCGUAUGAGCUUCAGGUGCGGGUCAGGCCCCAGCUGGACAACCCCAAGGCUUGGCGCCUCUGGAGCCCCUGGAGCCAGCCCCUGGCCUUCAGGACGAGGCCCGCAGCCCCGGGGAAGGAGAACUUGCCUGUUAUUCGGUGGGGCCACAUCUCUGUGGGCCUCAGUGGCGGCUUUGGCUUCAUCAUCUUGGUCUACCUGCUGGUCAACUGCCGGUACAUCGGGCAGUGGCUGAAGAAGGUUCUGAAGUGUCACAUCCCAGACCCCUCCGAGUUCUUUUCCCAGCUGAGCUCCGAGCAUGGAGGAGAUUUCCAGAAGUGGCUCUCCUCGCCCUUCCCCUCGUCCUCCUUCAGCUCCAGCGGCCCGGCGCCGGAGAUCUCCCGGCUGGAGGUGCUGGACAGGGAUGCCAAGGCCACACAGCUGCUCCUGCUGCAGCAGGAGCAGGCGCCCUCGCCUGCGGCCGAGACCAGCGGCCACUCGCUGGCCAGCUGCUUCACCAACCAGGGCUACUUCUUCUUCCACCUCCCGGACGCCCUGGAGAUCGAGGCCUGCCAGGUCUACUUCACUUACGACCCCUGCGCAGAGGAGCUCGACGAGGGGGGGCCCCUCCCAGCCCUGCCGCCUCUGCCGGGCGAGGACGAUGCCUACUGCACCUUCCCCCCCGGGGAGGACCUGCUGCUCUUCUCGCCCAGUCUCCUGGGUGGCCCAAGCCCCCCGAACACUGCCUUAGGGCGCAGCAGGGCCAGUGAAGAGAGGCCGCCCCCCGCCCUGCAGGAGGGAGCCCCUGCAGACUGGGCCCCGCAGCCCCCGGCACCUCUGAAGGCAGAGGACCCCGACCUGGUGGAUUUCCAGUCACCCCCCGAGCAGCCGCUGGGAGAGGCAGGAGAGGAGGUCCCUGCCCCCAGCCCUGGGGAGGGGGCCAGCUUCCCCUGGGCCAGCCCUCCCGGGCAAGGCCAGGUCAGGGCCCCCGCCUCCCGCCUGACCCUGAACGUGGAUGCCUACCUGUCCCUCCAAGAGCUCCAGAAUCAGGACCCAGCUCACUCGGUGUAGACAGACGGCCAGGGGUGGGAGGCAGGUGGCUGCCCACCGCUGCGCCAGGUCAAGUUGAGGACUCUGUGUCCUUGGGGCUUGUCCAGCUGCCCCCUG
Ceratotherium simum simum (southern white rhinoceros) is the source of this 1985-nucleotide messenger RNA. It is a transcript of the gene IL2RB, whose product is annotated as interleukin 2 receptor subunit beta. Gene Ontology annotation, molecular function: interleukin-2 binding; cytokine receptor activity. Gene Ontology annotation, biological process: cytokine-mediated signaling pathway; immunoglobulin mediated immune response. The record is from RefSeq and is a predicted model, not a curated record. Gene Ontology annotation, cellular component: external side of plasma membrane; membrane. NCBI's taxonomy places the organism in Eukaryota, Metazoa, Chordata, Mammalia, Perissodactyla, Rhinocerotidae.